AUGCAUACCGACUUCUCCUUAGAUUUAAAUCCGAUGACUAUAGAGAGCGAGUACGACCGGGGAGUAAACACCUUUUCGCCAGAAGGCAGACUUUUUCAAGUGGAAUACGCGUUGGGCGCUAUAAAGCUGGGCAGCACGGCAGUUGGUAUCUGCGUGAACGAUGGAGUAAUCUUGGCCUCGGAAAGAAGAAUCGCCUCUGCAUUAAUAGAAAAACAUUCAGUGGAGAAGCUGCUGCCGAUAGAUGACCACAUAGGAUGUGCCAUGAGUGGACUCAUGGCCGACGCAAGGACACUCAUAGACUAUGCAAGGGUUGAGUGUAAUCAUUACAAGUUCAUAUAUAAUGAAAAUAUAAACAUAAAAUCCUGUGUAGAAUUAAUAUCGGAGUUAGCAUUAGAUUUUUCCAACUUGUCUGACAAUAAAAGGAAGAAAAUUAUGAGCAGGCCAUUUGGAGUUGCGUUGUUGAUAGGAGGGGUCGAUAAGAAUGGGCCUUGUCUUUGGUACACGGAACCGUCUGGAACGAACACGAGAUUUUUAGCUGCUUCCAUUGGGUCUGCUCAAGAAGGGGCCGAAUUAUUGCUACAAGAAAAUUACAAUAAAGAUAUGACCUUUGAGGAAGCUGAGAUUUUGGCGCUCACCGUUUUGAGGCAGGUGAUGGAGGAUAAGCUAUCUUCCUCCAACGUGGAAAUUGCCGCUGUUAAGAAGUCUGACCAAACCUUUUACAAGUACAACACGGAGGACAUCUCCAGGAUCAUCGAGGCGCUGCCGUCGCCCAUCUACCCGACGAUCGACAUGACGGCCUAG
Molecule: messenger RNA, 801 nt
Organism: Plasmodium inui San Antonio 1
Lineage: Eukaryota; Apicomplexa; Aconoidasida; Haemosporida; Plasmodiidae
Product: 20S proteasome subunit alpha 5
Exons: 3
Coding region: 1-801 (266 amino acids)
Biological process (GO): proteasome-mediated ubiquitin-dependent protein catabolic process
Cellular component (GO): proteasome core complex; nucleus; proteasome core complex, alpha-subunit complex
Source: RefSeq, a predicted model, not a curated record